AUGAGUGGUCUGACGAGCAGAAAAAACAGCCCGAAGAAAUCCUCCUACUAUGAUCGCAACCUGCGCCAAGGUCCGGCGCUGAUUCGAGCCCGAAAGCCAUACCUCGUUAAGAAUCUUGCUGUCGGUGCUGGCCUAUGGUGCUUCGCCGGUGCAGUUUACUGGUAUACUCUCCGAGCCGUCGGCCAGGACGAGUUCGAAGACGUCAAGGUUCCCGACACCCCAAGACAACCUGCGAAAUCCAACUAA
This is a messenger RNA of Colletotrichum truncatum, 246 nucleotides long. RefSeq lists its product as uncharacterized. Lineage: Eukaryota; Fungi; Ascomycota; Sordariomycetes; Glomerellales; Glomerellaceae. The record is from RefSeq and is a predicted model, not a curated record. Gene Ontology annotation, cellular component: mitochondrial inner membrane. Gene Ontology annotation, biological process: mitochondrial respiratory chain complex IV assembly.